This is a messenger RNA of Menidia menidia (Atlantic silverside), 1157 nucleotides long. NCBI's taxonomy places the organism in Eukaryota, Metazoa, Chordata, Actinopteri, Atheriniformes, Atherinopsidae. The record is from the annotation of a GenBank genome assembly.
AUGGCUGAGCUACAUGUCGUGGAAUCGGGCGGAACUAGCACCGUGGAGCAACCGGAGCACCGCGGAUCCAUCCGCCUGGCGUCGCCCACCCUCGCGGUCCCUCCGCGGGGCAGCGGCCAGCUCAGCCCGGGGGGGGGGGGCACCACCAGUCCCGGUGGUGGGGGGGGGACCAGUGGUGGGGGGAGGGCGGUGUUCGGCUUCCCCCUGAAGAGCAACCCCAGCUCCCCGUCGGAACCCGCGGAGAAACCGGGCCCCCGCUGGGUCCGCCUCAACGUCGGCGGGACCUACUUCGUCACCACCAAACAGACGCUAUGCAGGGACCCCAAAUCCUUCCUGUUCCGACUGUGUCAGGAGGACCCGGACCUGGACUCCGACAAGGACGAGACGGGGGCCUACCUCAUCGACAGGGACCCCACGUACUUCGGCCCCAUCCUGAAUUACCUCCGACACGGCAAACUGAUCAUGGACAAGAACCUGGCAGAGGAAGGUGUUCUGGAGGAAGCCGAGUUUUACAACAUCGCCUCUCUGGUGAGGCUGGUCAAGGAGAGGAUACGGGACAACGAGAACCGGACCUCUCAGGGCCCCGUGAAACACGUGUACCGGGUGCUGCAGUGCCAGGAGGAGGAGCUCACACAGAUGGUCUCCACCAUGUCGGACGGCUGGAAGUUUGAGCAGCUCAUCAGCAUCGGCUCCUCUUAUAACUACGGCAACGAGGACCAGGCCGAGUUUCUGUGUGUGGUUUCGCGGGAGCUGAACAACUCCACCAACGGCAUCGUCAUCGAGCCCACCGAGAAGGCCAAGAUCCUGCAGGAACGAGGCUCUCGGAUGUGAGGAGGCCCCCGACCUGCCGCCCAGCACAAGCACAUCCUCCACUUUUCUGCAGCCACCUCCGACCACCACCAGGGGGCGCCCCUCUCCUCUGGUGUGCCUUUCCACAGCUCCUCUUCCUCCUCUUCGCUCCUCUUCGCUCCUCUCCACCCUUUCAAAGUGGCGGCGAGUGAGUUUUUCUUUCCCACAUUGCAGCUCUCUGACAGCCGAUUGGACGGCGGGCGCCAUUUGGCCCCCCCCACCCCCCCCGGCGCCAUUUUCGGACCCGAAUCCUGCUCUCUCGGUUUAGCAAAACCCUCCUCAGGACUCUCCGUGGACAUAGAGGAAUU